AUGACAACCGACAUAUCCGAGAUUGAGGACGUGAGGAGAGAGGCGAUUCGCAAGCGCGUUCUCGCUGAAGAAUGGGCCGGGUCGGCGCUGAAGGAUUUAGGAAAAGCCGUCGCGCAACUGCACGCCCAGACCCCUUCUGCAAGCAAUUAUUCGCAAUACGUCGCCCUCGCAGAGAAAAUUCUCUCUCUAUGUGAUCAGGUCAGCGUUGCGACGGACGUCGCCGCGUCUUUAAUUCGCGCCGCGGGAAAUGAACGCUUCGAGCUCGCCGAAGAUGUGGCAAAAAUUGAGGCUGCAGUCAGCCGUGAGGAAAUUGAAGUUGAACGUCUUCACAAGGUUCUUGCCCGCGAACGCUUACAGGCAGGGAGGAGAAAGCAGUACGAGACGAUUGCGAGUGUUUCGUUGAGGGAGCCGGGGCUGCUGCAGUCGCAGCAGCAGUUGGAUCAGGCAAAUAAGGAGCUCGCAGAAGUCGAACACGAGAUUGCUAAAAUCGAAGAGACAAAGGACGCAAUGUCGAGAGAGUUGAGCUUGUUUUUGCAUUGCGCUUCUCAUUUGGACUCGUUUUCCACUCAGUUUGCAACGCUUCUUGUCGAGGAAGAAGGUGAGCUCGCCAUGGAUAUCUCCUCUUGA
Chondrus crispus (carragheen) is the source of this 627-nucleotide messenger RNA. RefSeq lists its product as hypothetical. The record is from RefSeq and is a predicted model, not a curated record. NCBI's taxonomy places the organism in Eukaryota, Rhodophyta, Florideophyceae, Gigartinales, Gigartinaceae. The transcript has a single exon. The coding region runs from base 1 to 627 and encodes 208 amino acids.